This is a messenger RNA of Fulvia fulva, 3486 nucleotides long. Its product is annotated as 3-hydroxy-3-methylglutaryl-coenzyme A reductase. The transcript is spliced from 2 exons. Gene Ontology annotation, cellular component: endoplasmic reticulum membrane; peroxisomal membrane. Gene Ontology annotation, molecular function: protein binding; hydroxymethylglutaryl-CoA reductase (NADPH) activity. The coding region runs from base 1 to 3486 and encodes 1161 amino acids. NCBI's taxonomy places the organism in Eukaryota, Fungi, Ascomycota, Dothideomycetes, Mycosphaerellales, Mycosphaerellaceae. Gene Ontology annotation, biological process: ergosterol biosynthetic process; coenzyme A metabolic process; isoprenoid biosynthetic process. The record is from RefSeq and is a predicted model, not a curated record.
AUGCUGGGCUCACAACUCACUCCCAGCCGAUGGCGACGAAACUACGACAUCACCGACCCGAAAAAGCCUGGCACGUACAGCAGCGCCAUCACUCCCCACUUGCAGACAGUGUCCGUAAAGGCAUGCACACACCCAAUCCGCACCAUCGUCUUCAUCACAGUGCUCAGCAGCGUAUUCUACGUCAAUCUCCUAGAAACGGGCUUCUUCCAACCCUCGCCCGUUAGUGGUAACAAGGUCGACUUCACUGCGCUCUCGACAGGAAGCAGAAGCCUGCACCUCGGACCAGAAACAGCUUGGAAGUGGCAGGUCGAGGAGAAUGGCGCAAGCAGGAGGAAGAAUGACAAGGAAGAGGAUAUCGCGCUGGUGACCUUGGACUUUUUGGACUCGGGCACCAACUCUCCCAAUGCUGCUCCAGUCGCGCAGAAGGUGCCUAUACCGCAGGGCUCAUCUGUGCAACUACUGCCAGCGAGUGAGAACAUCCUCUCUGCUGUGUCCUCAGACACCAUGCUCGCCUUCUCCAUGCCUUUUGAAGAGACCGCGCGCUUCUUCGAGACUGUCAAGGAGAUCCCUGCUUCACCUGCCCGCCUCCCACAAGAGGACGAUGGCGAUGGCUCGGACGAUGAACCAGAACAACAAAAGUGGCUGAUGAAGACGGCCAAGAGAGCUCCUGGCUCGGGUGGCAUGCUCGAGUGGGCUCAAAACGCCUGGGACUCCUUCCUGGAUCUCAUCAAGAAUGCCGAGACUCUCGAUAUCGUCAUCAUGUCUUUGGGCUACAUCUCCAUGUACCUGACCUUUGCUUCGCUCUUCAUGAGCAUGCGCCGCCUCGGAUCCAACUUCUGGCUCGCGACCACUACCCUCUUCUCAUCCGCAUUCGCUUUCUUGUUCGGACUGAUGGUCACGCUCAAGCUCGGAGUUCCGGAAAAUGUCGUCUUGCUCUCCGAGGGUGUUCCUUUCUUGGUCGUCACAGUGGGGUUUGAGAAACCAAUCAUGCUCACGCAGGCUGUUCUGGCUGCAUCGGUCCAGGCAAGGAAUGGCAACACAACACCUGGAGGCAACGGAGAUGCGCCGCUUACCAUCCAGAACGCCGUGGUGACUGCCGUCCGCGAGCGCGGCUUCGAGAUUGUGCGCGACUACGCCAUCGAGAUCGCCAUUCUCUGCAUUGGUGCGGCUUCUGGCAUUCAAGGCGGUCUCAAGCAAUUCUGCUUCCUGGCUGCUUGGACAUUAUUUUUCGACUGCAUCCUGCUUUUCACGUUCUACACAUCGAUCUUGACAAUCAAGCUCGAGAUCAACCGCAUCAAGCGCCACGUCAACCUGCGCAGAGCUCUGGAGGACGAUGGUGUGAGCCGACGUGUAGCAGAGAAUGUCGCAAACAGCAAUGAUUACUCCAGUGGCAACCUCGACAGUGCAAACAGCAUCUUUGGCAAGAAGGCUCGCGACGGCAGCAUUCCACGUUUCAAGGUCCUGAUGGUUAGCGGCUUCUUGCUCAUCAAUGUGCUGAAUCUCUGCACCAUGCCUUUCCGAGGCCAUCGCAACAAUGCGCCUGUCACUACCGCUGGUCUGUCGAGUGUGGUGACGCAACCUCCGAUGGAUCCAUUCAAGGUUGCUGGCAAUGGUUUGGACUUUCUCUUUGCCACUGCUGAGAAGAGCCAACAGCCAAUUAGUGUCACCGUUUUCAACCCGAUCAAGUACGAGCUGCAGUACCCAUCUGUACACUACGCAGCACCUGAAGAGGCAUCUGACUGGACACUGUUCGACGGCGACUACCAAAGUGGCAUGUUCUCCGUGUUGGGCGGCAGAGUGGUUGAAAGUCUAUUGAAGAGUUUCGAGGAUCCAACGCUUAGCAAGUGGGUUAUCAUUGCUCUUGCCUUGAGCUUGGUGCUCAACGGAUACUUGUUCAACGCCGCGAGGUGGACCAUCCAAUCGCCGGACGAAAUGAGUCAGCCUUCUACACCUGUAGCUCAGACUGAACUGAUCGCACCCAAGCCAAAGGCGAACGGACAUGCAGUGGCGCCCGCAGCCAUCAGGACUGAGAAGCAUGAGGCGGAUGAUGCACAAGUCGAAGAGCUGGUCAACAAGGAAGGCAAGCGCACAAGAGAAGAGUGCGAGAAGAUCCUUGCCGCAAAGAAGGCACCGAUACUUGACGACACUGAACUCCUAGAUCUGGCUGUUCGUGGCAAGAUUCCUGGCUACGCUCUGGAGAAGACGAUUGAAGACAAGACUCGUGCUGUCAAGAUCCGCAGAUCCGUCAUCUCGCGUACACCCGCCACAUCUGCCCUCACCUUGAAGCUGGAGAAGUCCAAGCUCCCUUACGAGCACUUCGACUACGAGCGUGUCUUCGGCGCUUGCUGUGAAAACGUCAUUGGAUACAUGCCGCUUCCACUUGGUGUUGCUGGACCAUUGGUUAUCAACGGCCAAAGCUACUUCUUGCCCAUGGCCACCACCGAAGGUGUGCUUGUUGCAAGCACGAGCAGAGGCUGCAAAGCUAUCAAUGCUGGUGGAGGUGCUGUAACUGUCCUUACUGCCGAUGGUAUGACUCGUGGACCUUGCAUUGGCUUUGAAACUCUCACCCGUGCUGCUGCCGCCAAGGUCUGGCUCGACAGUGUCGAUGGCCAGAAAGUCAUGAAGGACGCCUUCAACUCUACCUCUCGCUUCGCACGACUUCAAGAGCUGAAGUCGACCAUCGCAGGCACAUACGUCUACGUUCGCUUCAAGACCACAACAGGUGACGCCAUGGGUAUGAACAUGAUCUCGAAGGGUGUCGAGAAGGCUCUUAGCGUCAUGUCCCAAGAAGCUGGCUUCACCGACAUGGCCAUCAUUUCCGUUUCUGGUAAUUACUGUACAGACAAGAAGCCCGCUGCCAUCAACUGGAUUGAUGGUCGUGGUAAGAGUGUCGUCGCUGAGGCUAUCAUCCCCAAGGACGUUGUACAAAGUGUGCUCAAGAGUAAUGUUGAUGCUCUCGUUGAGCUCAACAUCUCGAAGAACUUGAUCGGAAGUGCUAUGGCUGGAAGUAUAGGUGGCUUCAACGCACAUGCUGCCAACAUUGUGACUGCCAUCUUCCUCGCCACAGGUCAGGAUCCGGCGCAGAAUGUGGAGAGCAGUAAUUGUAUUACUGUCAUGAAGAACUUAAACGGCAACCUCCAAAUCUCCGUGUCUAUGCCCAGCAUCGAGGUCGGCACAAUCGGUGGCGGCACAGUUCUCGAACCACAAGCAGCAAUGCUCGACAUGCUCGGCGUGCGAGGUGCCCACCCCACAACACCCGGCAAGAACUCCCAGCAGCUCGCCCAAGUUGUCGCCGCAGGUGUGCUGGCGGGUGAACUUUCACUAUGCUCAGCCCUUGCAGCAGGCCACCUUGUCCGUGCUCACAUGAGCCACAACCGCUCCGCUGCACCCACGGCGGCGCCAAGCAGGGCGGGCAGUCCUGGACCUAGAUCGCCUCAGGCACCGGCGAAUCUUGCAAUGUCGAGUAUUUCGAAUGCGAGAAAGUAG